This is a messenger RNA of Musa acuminata AAA Group (dessert banana), 2268 nucleotides long. RefSeq names its product transcription factor MYB73-like. Gene Ontology annotation, molecular function: DNA-binding transcription factor activity, RNA polymerase II-specific; RNA polymerase II cis-regulatory region sequence-specific DNA binding. The record is from RefSeq and is a predicted model, not a curated record. Bases 675 to 1823 code for a protein of 382 amino acids. The transcript has 3 exons. Gene Ontology annotation, cellular component: nucleus. Gene Ontology annotation, biological process: regulation of DNA-templated transcription. Lineage: Eukaryota; Viridiplantae; Streptophyta; Magnoliopsida; Zingiberales; Musaceae.
UGUUGAUGAUGGCAAUGUAGCCGUCUGAUUUCUUAAGCGAGAAGAUGGACGGACGGAUGUAAAGUACCGUUGAGCUGCUGUCUUUAAGAUGCUCGGGUCCCGCAAGUGCCGGGUACCGGCCGUCGAAUAGCCGCUCGGGUUGCGAGCGCCACGCUGCUGCCAGCCAACGAGGUUUUGGCAGCGAACGAGGCGUCGAUCGGCGCGUGAUGGCUGGUCCUGCCCACGGCUCGGGCUUCCGUCCGGCUGUCGUGCGAUUGGAGGAGGAGGCGCGAUGAAGCAGCAGCUGAUGACACCCCGGCCACAAUAAUUGUGGCGUAACUCCACGACAAACGCAAAAGGCUGCCUGGACACGACAGCGCGUGGAUGGCGACCGUGGGAAUCAGAGUUGCCUCCCUCAUCCACAUUUUGUCGAAGACCUUUCCUGCGUGGCCGUUGCGAAUCCAGAAUGAGCCCAUUGGAGCAGACGGCGACUUGGGCCACGGAGCCCAAGAAGGGGACGGGGGAGGCAUUGAGGAGAUUGUGCUGUCUACAAUGGUAAACUUGCGGUCUCUUCUUUCAUCCGUCAGCGCUCGGUGGACUACGGAGCCCAGAUUGCGGUUAAGCGGUCGGUAGUCCUGCUAUUAUUUCUUCGGACGCAGAAAGUAAAAGAGAGGAAAUUAACGGAAGCCCCGGCCAUGGAGACCGAACCGGAGACCGUCGUCGAUCCCGCCCCUUCGACGGCCUCUCCUUCUUCCCCCGUCGUCAUCGUGGACGGCCAGGCCGCCGGAUCGGCGUCCGCGGCGGCGGGGGAAGGGAGCAGCGGCGACGGGGUGGUGCGCGAUGGACCCCCGAGCGGAGGCGGUGCGGCGGCGACGGAGGACCGGGUGAAAGGCCCGUGGUCGCCCGAGGAGGACGCGAUCCUGAGCCGGCUGGUGAGCAAGUUCGGGGCGAGGAACUGGAGCCUGAUCGCGCGCGGGAUCCCGGGGCGGUCCGGGAAGUCAUGCCGCCUCCGGUGGUGCAAUCAACUCGAUCCUUACGUCAAGCGCCGACCUUUCACUGAUGAAGAGGACCGUAUCAUUAUUGCUGCUCAUGCAAUCCACGGUAACAAAUGGGCAUCAAUUGCAAGGCUUUUAGAAGGGAGAACUGACAAUGCGAUAAAGAACCAUUGGAAUUCCACUUUGCGACGUAGAUGCAAUGAAGAAGCUGAAUGGUGUAAAACAACUGCAUCUGAUGCUUUGAAGGAUGCCACCAUUGAGAAAACCAAAGGUUCUCUGGAUGAAUCUCCCUCUUUUAGUUACAGCAAUUCCUUCAAAUCCUUGGAAGCAAGAGAAGCUAGUUUAAGGGAAAAUGCUUUUGAUGAUUCCAGAGAGGUUGUCAUCAUUAGAGAUGAAGAAGCUCCAAAGCCUGAGAUAAAAGACCCACCUUACCUCUACCGGCCGGUUGCAAGAGUGAGUGCAUUCAGCCCGUAUAAUCGUAUGCCUGGUCGGUCAGCUGGUCCUCAAGUGUCUAGGGGAGAUAAACUGGGUCGUCCGCUGUACGAAAUCUUUAAACCAGGUGGUGGCAUCUGUAAAUUGCUCAACAGUACUUGCUGUGACCCUCAAGUUCCACACCAGUGUGGGCAUGGUUGCUGCAGCACUCCGGCUAAGAGUCAUUCCGGUAGCUCUCUCUUGGGUCCAGAGUUCAUCGAGUUCGUGGAGCCACCACUGAUUUCAAGCGAUGAUUUGGCUGCCAUAGUGUCAGAUAUUAGCAGCAUCGCAUGGUUCAGAAGUGGCUUGAACAGUAGUAACACCAGCAUGUAUACUAGUCCACCUGGACAGGUAGAUUCACAAGGAGUACAUAUCUAACAACUAUAGCAUGGGAAGGAUCUCCAUCAUCAUCUCGGCAUCUUGAAGACAAUUUUGUAAGCUAUGUCAAUGAGCAUGAGGAAGCCGCAGUUAGCAUCAGAAACGGAGGGAAUCCAUUAAGAAUGACUGGAAGUUAAAGUCUCCAUUAGCGACGGUGCGAAAAUUGUCUCACAUUCUGAUGAUGCUGAUGUAUAAUUAGCGAAACAGAAUGGUUCAGUUGUCAGACUUUUCUCCGACAUCUACGAGUAAGAAGACGAUAUGAAGUACGAACCUUUGGAAAUUUUGGUACUUCUAGCCUUGUUAGUUCCUUUUUGCAAUUUGUGAUAGUUGUAGAUGAGGUCUUAAUACUUUUUCAUCCUUUUAUGGAAGGCAGUAUGCAUCUCUUAGCCUGAAAACUUUGAAGCUUUAUGGCCUUAAUAUCAAGCUUUAUAUCAUUUUCUUGUUA